Messenger RNA from Solanum pennellii, 1680 nucleotides. RefSeq names its product protein FAR-RED IMPAIRED RESPONSE 1-like. The record is from RefSeq and is a predicted model, not a curated record. NCBI's taxonomy places the organism in Eukaryota, Viridiplantae, Streptophyta, Magnoliopsida, Solanales, Solanaceae. Gene Ontology annotation, molecular function: nucleic acid binding; zinc ion binding. The transcript is spliced from 3 exons. Bases 76 to 1566 code for a protein of 496 amino acids.
ACAUUAAAAUCAUCUUGCAGGAAAAAAUCUGAUGUAUUCAAAGUGAGAUAUUUCAAUAGUGAACAUACUUGUCCGAUGCGGGAUAGGAUACUAACAAAAGUACAAGCAACAAUUGGAUUUAUUAGUGGUGUGACUGCCCCUAAAUUGGUAAAUCAUAAAAGAAUCCAUACACCUCGGGAUGUAAUUGAAGAUAUUAGAGAAUUGUAUGGGGUUGAGAUAUCGUACCAACAAGCAUGGCGUGCUAGAGAACGUGCACUAGAAAUGCUCAAGGGUAAGCCAUCAGAAGGAUAUAAACAGAUGCCGAGAUACAUAUGGAUGCUAAAUAAAGUGUAUCCAAAUUCAUAUAUAAGGAUGCAAAAGACGGAAGAUAAUAAAUUCAUGUAUCUGUUCAUAGCCCUAAGACCGUUGAUAAGAGGGUUCGACUACUGCAGGCCUGUAGUUGUAGUGGACGCUGCACAUCUUGGCGGGGCUUACAAGGGUACUUUUGUAUCAGCAAGCACACUCGAUGGUGCAGGAUGCAUAUUGCCAUUGGCAUAUGGUGUUGUAGACACUGAAAAUGACUGUUCGUGGACAUGGUUCUUCGAAAAUUUCAAAAAUGCAUUUGGUGAGCGUGAAAACAUGUGUAUUGUAUCGGAUAGAAAUGAAAGUAUCAUAAAGAGUGUAAGCAUUGUAUACCCAAACGUACCUCAUUGUGCAUGCAUAUGGCAUCUUUGGAAGAAUGUAUGUUCAAGCUUCAAAAGGAGUAAAAAAACACUAAGUGAUAUAUUUUACUCAAUGGCAAAAGCAUACAGGAAGGAAGAUUUUGAUAAAUUAAUGGCUAAGGUUGUGAAGGUUGAUCAUAGGGUGAAGGAUUACCUUGAAGAAGCUGGUUAUGAGAAGUGGUCAAGAGUUCAUUCAACCAUAAACAGAGGUAGAAUGAUGACUUCGAACAUCGCUGAGUGUAUCAAUGGAUGCCUUGUCGAUGCACGUAAGUUAACUAUAAUAGACUUCUUGGAGGAAGCUAGACUUUUAUUUGGUAGUUGGAACUAUAAAAAUAGAGAAAUAGCGUCAUAUACAAAGGACACAUUGGGCCGAAGAUUUGAGGAGAUAUUGAUUGUAAACGCAUCUAAAAGUUCAAAGAUGAAGGUUGUUCCAUCAUCUGAAUAUAUUUUCACAGUUCAUGAAGCCGGAAAAAGAUACAUUGUAUGCCUUGAGAGGAAAACUUGCACAUGUGGAAGGUUUCAACAUGAUGAGAUACCUUGCGCACACGCAAUUGCAGUUUUGAAGCACAAGAAUGUUACCAAUUUGCACCCAUAUUGCUCUGAUUACUACAAGCCGUAUGCAUUAGAAAAAACGUACGAGGUUGUAAUGGUUCCAAUGCCAGAUAAGGAUGACUGGAACGUUCCAGAAUAUGUUUUAGAUGAAAUUGUCCGGCCACCUAGGUACAGAAGGUUGGCUGGACGACCAAGAAAGCGAAGAAAGAAAAAUGCGGAUGAGAAAAUAACAGUGAACAAUAAUUGUUGUGGGCAGUGUGGACAAGAAGGACAUAACAGGAGAACUUGUACUUUCUUCCCGAAAGAGGAUUGAAAGAAUGUUUUAAAAUAGGACAUUAGUGUUCAUGGUACUUCUAUCUAUUUUUUUCUUUAUAAUUUUGACUAAAUAAAGUGUAUUGGUUACACAACUUAAUUUGAUGUUCAAAUA